CUGGGAAGGUGUGUUUUGCAGAGUAAAAAUGUUCACCCUUUACUGACAGAAAGAAAGGUACUGUAUGUGUACAUUUGGUUCAUCCAAAGUUCAAACACUGUAGCAUACAAAUAUGUGGAAAAACACAGUACAGAUAUGUACCCUAACUAAAAGAACUGAAGACAUUCCUCUGAGCAUGGAGGGUUUUAAACAAUUUCUCUAAAAGUGUUUGCUACUGCAGGUUGCAGGUUGCAGAGAAACAUGGACAGAGCUAGCAUGGACCUCUCAGCCAAGAAGAAAAAGUCAUCUGGCAAGAAGAAAGUUGCAGUAGUGGGAGGCGGUUUGGUCGGAGCCUUGUGUGCUUCCUUCUUUGCAAAGAGAGGUUUUGAUGUUGCACUCUUCGAAUAUCGAGAAGAUAUCCGUUGUGCCAAAGUAGUGAAAGGCAGAAGCAUCAACCUCGCCCUCUCCCACAGGGGGCGUCAAGCAUUAAAACACAUUGGGAUUGAGGAGAAGAUUGUAUCUAUGGGCAUCCCAAUGCGUGCUCGCAUGAUCCACAGUCUGAGUGGAAAAUGUUCACCCAUACCUUAUGGAAGAAAGGGUCAGUACAUCCUCUCUGUUGGCAGAGCCAAUCUUAACAAAGAGCUACUAUCAGUGGUGGAGACUUACCCAAACACAGAACUGAACUUUAGCCACAAGCUGCUUGACUGGAGCCCAGAAACAGGGACCAUGACCUUUCAUGGGCCGGAUGGAGCUGAAAGGGAUUUUGAGGCAGAUCUCAUCGUGGGCUGCGAUGGUGCUUUCUCUACUACCAGAAAGCAGUUCUUACGGCGUAGUCGCUUCGACUACAGUCAGACCUACAUUCCUCAUGGGUACAUUGAGCUCACCAUGCCUCCCAGGAAUGGUGAUUUUGCAAUGGAGCCUAAUUUUCUGCACAUCUGGCCCAGGAACACCUUCAUGAUGAUAGCUCUCCCUAACGUGGACAAGACAUUCACGUGCACGCUGUUCAUGCCGUUUGAGGACUUUGAGAAAAUCACCACGGGCGAUGAGCUGAUUGCUUUCUUUCAGAAGCACUUCCCUGAUUCCAUCCCACUCAUAGGAGUGGAGGCACUGAAGAGAGACUUUUUCUUGCUGCCUGCUCAGGCCCUGGUGUGGGUGAAGUGCUCCCCUUAUCACAUGUUGGACAGAUGCGUCCUAAUGGGGGAUGCUGCUCAUGCAAUGGUGCCAUUCUAUGGUCAGGGCAUGAACGCAGGCUUUGAGGACUGCCUUGUUUUCAAUGAGAUCAUGGAUCAGUUUAAUGAAGACUUUGCUGCAGUGCUACCAGAGUUUUCCAGAGUUCGUGCACCUGAUGAUCACGCCAUGUGUGAAUUAGCAAUGUACAACUACAUUGAGAUGAGAUCACACGUCAAUUCCAGAUAUUUCCUAUUCCGCAAAUACUUGGAUGGAGCACUUAAUUAUAUCAUGCCAAAAACAAUCAUCCCAUUGUACACAAUGAUCACCUUCACCAGAACACGCUAUCACGAAGCAGUGAUCCAGUGGCAAUGGCAGAACAAGGUGAUUACUCGGGGCUUGUGGAUCUUUGGUACAAUGUCUGUUGCAGGAGGAGCUUAUUUGCUUAUGAAAUACCGGCCAAAAACUCCCCCCAUCAAUGUAGAGGAGCUGUGGAACCGAGUUCUCGCCCUCGGGUGGCUUCGAAAGUAGGAGCACGAUGAGAGAUAUGAGGACAUUCUUCACUUCUGCAGAAAGUCUGAGUCAUUCUGAAGACAAAAAGUCCAAGUGAAACUAAAUUUCCUCUGUUCCCAAAGUAAUCUGUAGCUUUGUUUGAAUCAAUAAUCCAAAAAUUCUGAGAGAUCAAUAACUUCCCUUGAGCUUGAAUUACAUCAGAUCAAUUUAGAGAGUGAACGAGGUCAGUGGUGCAUUCGUAUUCAGGAAAUGACAAGGGUGUUUUAAAAAGGUUUGGAUAGAAAAAAAGCCAAGAGAGGGCUGGGUUGGAUUUUACUUUAUUGACCAGCCCUCGGCGGCAGUGAUUUUUAGCAGAAUAAUUGGAUGUGGGCAGUAAUUAGAAAAAAUUUUAUUCUAGUUAUUCCACUGUGAGGCCAAACUGGCCUGCUCAGACCUGCUAGAGGCAUGUCCAUGUGUUUGUGUCUGCGUUUCGUGAAUAUUCACUUUUAUACAUUGAUUGUUUCCAUCUAAACAAUUAAAAACUUCAAUUUGAAACAGAAAGUGGUUCUGUCUUAUAUAAUGUCAAGUCAGGCUCGCAGUUCAUGUUUCAAUGUUUAAUCACAUUUGUUAAACUAAAUAAAAUCUUAAAUUUAAGUAAA
Messenger RNA from Astyanax mexicanus (Mexican tetra), 2297 nucleotides. RefSeq names its product kynurenine 3-monooxygenase. Gene Ontology annotation, molecular function: NAD(P)H oxidase H2O2-forming activity; kynurenine 3-monooxygenase activity; FAD binding. Gene Ontology annotation, cellular component: mitochondrial outer membrane. Gene Ontology annotation, biological process: quinolinate biosynthetic process; NAD+ metabolic process; L-tryptophan catabolic process. The coding region runs from base 241 to 1677 and encodes 478 amino acids. Lineage: Eukaryota; Metazoa; Chordata; Actinopteri; Characiformes; Acestrorhamphidae. The transcript has 16 exons. The record is from RefSeq and is a predicted model, not a curated record.